Molecule: messenger RNA, 3043 nt
Organism: Cololabis saira (Pacific saury)
Lineage: Eukaryota; Metazoa; Chordata; Actinopteri; Beloniformes; Belonidae
Gene: angel2
Product: angel homolog 2 (Drosophila)
Exons: 10
Coding region: 292-2313 (673 amino acids)
Biological process (GO): 3'-UTR-mediated mRNA stabilization
Molecular function (GO): 3'-5'-RNA exonuclease activity; mRNA 3'-UTR binding
Source: RefSeq, a predicted model, not a curated record
UGCACUGCGAUUUGCUUUACUUUAUUUAAAAACUAAUUAGGCAACAAUGUCUGGAAUUAUUGUAUCCACAUGUCUUUUAGUCGUAACCGAGGAAAUACAUAUUUGAUCCGUAAAGCGAGGUACAAGAAUAAGGGAUGGUUAUUUUGACAUUACCACAACUCUCCUCUGCUUCAGGCUAAGGUUGAAGAGCUGCUGCAUAAUCCCACAUUUCUGCUCUCUGCGGGCCUUAAGGACCAACAUCUUCUCAAUCUGCAGCUUUCCAUUUGUUAUUCAUGUUCAUUUGAAAGUUAAAUGUUCAUUUUGUAUUUUAAACUCUCGUUCCAGACACCCAUGUUGUUCCGGCUUUUGAGAAGUUUAAUUUGCUCCAUCCACCCCCGAGCUCAUUCACUUCUCUAUCAGGUUGGUUUUCGGAGCAAUCCGGCCUCCUGCCCCCGUCACUCCCGUUUCAUCGCUGCUGCUCAUUCAUGCUGCUUUGUUCAAGGAUUCCCACCCUGGCCUCCCACUCUCACUCAUCCCCAGCCAUCUGCCCAUCCUGCCAUCACUGUUAGAUCUUCACACCCUCAAAACAUCCACCCAGUUAACUUCAGGUACAGUAGGUGGAGUUCAUUCCACACUGCAGGAUGCAGGAUGGAUUCUUCUGACUGGGACAGGCAGCCUUUGAACAAACGAAGGAAAAGUGGAGAUGAGAAGAGAAGGAAAGAGACAAAAGAAGUAUAUGGAGCAGAAGGAGGAGCAAAGGUGACAGGAGUCAAGACCAAAGAGGGCAAGUCCAAGAGGGAGCAAUAUUUAAAAGAUAAAAUAUGGAAGAGAGGGGAAAUUAGAGCUGAAAAACCUGUAAGCACGGAAAACAUCGGAGAUAAAGAACGGACUAAAACUGGGUAUGAAGACAAUCCCAGUAAAGAUGGUACAGCUAGAACUCCAAAUCAGCAGUCAGCACCUGCAGGAUCUGGGAUCCAAAUCCACACGUUCAGACCAGAGCAAGAUCCAAGCGCAGUCCCUAAAUCCAACCCGUGGUUCCGAGGGAAGGGCGGGCCCGCUGGCCCUCAGAGGAACACACCGGGACCAGCAGAACCACUAAAACAUGGAGCUCUCCAGAGACAUUGGGAGAUCUGCAGUUCGGAGCUCCAGCCCCCGAGGGGGAACACGGAGUUUGACUUCUCAGUGAUGUCCUACAACAUCCUGUCUCAGGAGCUCCUGAAGGACAACUCCUACCUUUACCACCACUGUCCCCCCGGGGUCCUGCUCUGGGACUACAGGCUGCCCACCCUGCUGACUGAGAUCCAGCAGCAUAACGCAGACAUUCUCUGUCUUCAGGAAGUGCAGGAGGACCACUAUGAAAACCAGAUCAAACCUGCUCUACAGGCUCUAGGUUAUCAGUGCGAGUUUAAGAAGCGGACAGGAAGGAAGCCAGACGGCUGUGCCAUUGCCUUCAAAACGUCCCGCUUCUCCCUCCUCUCCUCCAACCCUGUGGAGUAUUUCCGGCCUGGCGACGCUCUCCUUGACCGGGACAACGUGGGGCUGGUUGUGCUCCUGCAGCCCAACAUCGGCCCAGGCCAGCCAGAGGCCUCCUCCUUCAUCUGUGUGGCCAACACUCACCUGCUCUUCAACCCUCGCCGCGGGGACAUCAAGCUGGCCCAGCUGGCCAUCCUGCUGGCUGAGAUCAGCCGGCUGUCCGGCCUCCCCGACGGCUCCAGCAGCCCCGUCGUGCUGUGUGGAGAUUUUAACUCAGUCCCCUGGAGUCCCCUGUACAGCUUCCUGACCAGAGGCUCACUAUGGUACCAAGAACUAACCAUUGGCACGGUAUCUGGUCAGGAAGCCGUUUCCAGAGGGCAACGUCUCCUGCCAUUUCCAAUUUGGUCUCCCAGUUUGGGAAUCAACCAUCGGUGUCGGUAUGAGAGCACACCCACAGCUAAAUCCUCCCCUCCCAGCCCAAAAGCCUUGAGUGAAGAGAGGGCAAGGGCACUUACUAGGCACAAUCAGGAGACGGGGGGGCGUAUUGAGCACAGCCUGAAGCUGCAGUCGUCCUACCGGCACCACCUGGCCCCGGACGGCCGGCCUGAGAUCACCACCUGUCACUCACGCACAGCCCUGACCGUGGAUUACAUCCUGUACAGCCCUGCAUCGGUUCCUGGUGGCUGUGGCCUGCAGCUGCUGGGCCGGCUGUCUCUGGUCGGCCAGUCUGAGAUGGAGGAAGUCCACGGCCUGCCCAACCCACGGCACCCGUCCGACCAUCUCCCCCUCCUGGCCAGCUUCCGUUUGUGCUGCGGACCGGGCUCAGCACGCCGCCAUCGGGCCGCCAGCGAGACCAGAUGAGACUGGAAUGCUGGAGAGUAGUCCACAAAGAAAAGCAUAUUUUAAGCAAGGGAUUAGAAAGGAUUUCAAAGCAAAGUAGUGUAAGAACCAACUAAGUCUUUUUUUGUUUGUUUUUUUCCUCUCCUAAAGACGGGAGCAUGUCUUGUGGUUUGAAUAUUGAGAUCUGUUUCGUUAUUGCAUCUAAGCCUCCUCGGCUUGUACACAUGCAAUUAGUGUCACUUUGAGUUUACUAAAAACCUGCUCAGAAAAGGAGAUCAAAUCCUGCUCACUAUAUAGAAAUAAUAAAUACAUACCCUAAAGCAGGGGUCUGCACCAUUUUUUAGCCCAGGGAAUCCUCUUUGGGUGAGAGAAAAACAGAGCAGGGACCCCCGCUUGGAAUUCUUACUUUUUCCCUUUUUUUUAAUGUGUCAAGUUUUAAGCCUGGCUUAUAAUAACGUUUGAAUGUGUUUUAUUCUACUUAUCACCUUAUUAACCAAUUCCUGACUGGGUUAUUAGCUACAUGUGUUUACGGUUGAUGAAACUUUGGCCUCGUCAGACGUGGAAGGAGUAACGUUAGGCCGAGCUGGAACGUUACAAUCUCCAGCUUUAGGCUUCCUUAUUGUCACUAAUUUAUCCAUCAGGUCUAACUAGCGUUAAAUAUGAAAUAGCCAAGUCAAUUUCACAACAGAUUUUCUCUUGUUAAACAGCUAACUAGCUUGUUUUUCCACCCUAAAGUUGACAUUAGUCAUAU